Messenger RNA from Tarenaya hassleriana, 517 nucleotides. RefSeq names its product NADH dehydrogenase [ubiquinone] 1 beta subcomplex subunit 10-B. Bases 57 to 377 code for a protein of 106 amino acids. Lineage: Eukaryota; Viridiplantae; Streptophyta; Magnoliopsida; Brassicales; Cleomaceae. The transcript has 3 exons. The record is from RefSeq and is a predicted model, not a curated record.
AACGAACAAGUCACAGUGCCAAAAGCUUCUGCAGAGAGAGAGAGAGUUCGCGGAGAAUGGGGAGGAAGAAGGGGUUGCCAGAGUUCGAGGAGACGGCGCCGGAUGACUUCGAUCCGGCGAAUCCGUACAAAGAUCCGGUGGCGAUGAUUGAGAUGAGAGAGCAUAUCGUUCGCGAGAAAUGGAUCCACAUCGAGAAGGCGAAGAUCCUGCGGGAGAAGGUUAAGUGGUGUUACCGCGUGGAAGGCGUCAAUCACUAUCAGAAGUGUCGUCAUCUCGUUCAGCAGUACCUCGACGCCACUCGCGGCGUCGGUUGGGGCAAAGAUCACCGUCCCAUUUCGCUCCACGGUCCUAAGCCAGAGGCUGUUGAAUCUGAAUAAUGUUAUACGCCUGAGUCGUGCGAGGCAGAGAGGGUGACUGAGCUAUGACUGAAUACUUGAGAGCUCUCCUCAGUCUUUGUGCAGUUUGUCCCUUUUCCGUUUUAGAAAUCGAUCGUUGGACCGACCAAUCCCCCCCCCCC